UUUUAGAAGAGUGCAAUGAGCUCUCACUCUGUUUAUUGUUACGUAUAUGAUUUGCACGAACUGCACAAUUUGUCAUAAAAAUAAUUCAAUGAAUUAAAUUAUUCAAAAAUAUUAAUUUUGUAGUUUCGGCAAAGAGGCGCGGCGGGAGUGCGAGCAGUUAGAUAAAUCGUUACGUGUGUAUCUUCGCACAAUAAGCAAUCUGCGUGACGCUUCACUUUGCGCGAAAGUCGGUUUGGGAAGAAGGCGGAAGCGACUGAGGACGACGUGAAAAUGAGUAAAAAGGACAACAACAGCGCCGCUGUCAUUCUCGCCUACCUGAAUGCCAAGAACCGUCCUUACAGCGCCCAGGAUGUCUUCUGCAACCUCCAAAAACAGCACGGAUUGGGGAAAACGGCGGUGGUCAAAUCCAUGGAGCUGCUGGCGCUGGAGGGCAAGAUAAAAGAGAAAACUUACGGAAAACAGAAGAUUUAUUUUGCCGAUCAGGAUCAAUUUAAAAACGUGAACGACGCAGACCUGAAGGCCAUGGACAGUCAAAUUUCAAACCUCAAUGAGAAGAUGCAGGCCCUCAGCCAGAACUGCAGACAGAUGGAAGCAGAGCUGAAGGAGCUCAACGGCAGCCUGACCACGCAGGAAAUGACGUCAGAGAUCGCCCGGCUGAGAGACGAGUGUUCGGGAUGCCGCGAGCGUCUGGACAAGAUAAAGUCGGUCGCCAAUCACGUCACGCCUGAGGAAAAAGACAAGGUUUUGAAAGAGCACAACAUUUACGUGAAAGAGUGGCGGAAAAGGAAGAGACUGGCUUCGGACAUGAUGGAUGCAAUCCUGGAAGGAUAUCCUAAGAGCAAGAAGCAGUUCCUGGAGGAGGUUGGCGUGGAGACGGACGAAGACUACAAGGUGGUCGUGCCGACUGUUUGAAGACCAGUUUUCUGUAAUUGAAAAAAGGUACCAAACGAUCCUGCUCCCUGAUUAAGAAUUUAUGUAAAAUCUG
Molecule: messenger RNA, 985 nt
Organism: Syngnathoides biaculeatus (alligator pipefish)
Lineage: Eukaryota; Metazoa; Chordata; Actinopteri; Syngnathiformes; Syngnathidae
Gene: psmc3ip
Product: PSMC3 interacting protein
Exons: 8
Coding region: 271-912 (213 amino acids)
Biological process (GO): meiotic joint molecule formation; meiotic strand invasion involved in reciprocal meiotic recombination; homologous chromosome pairing at meiosis
Cellular component (GO): DNA recombinase auxiliary factor complex; condensed nuclear chromosome
Molecular function (GO): double-stranded DNA binding; recombinase activator activity
Source: RefSeq, a predicted model, not a curated record